This is a messenger RNA of Solanum stenotomum, 1809 nucleotides long. RefSeq lists its product as uncharacterized. The transcript is spliced from 3 exons. The coding region runs from base 1 to 1809 and encodes 602 amino acids. The record is from RefSeq and is a predicted model, not a curated record. NCBI's taxonomy places the organism in Eukaryota, Viridiplantae, Streptophyta, Magnoliopsida, Solanales, Solanaceae.
AUGAAGAAGUAUUUUACCCCAAUAUCGAAAUCAAGUUUAGCCUCUCAUAGUCAUAGUCAAUCUAACCAAGAAGAAAAUGUCAAUCAUUCUGAAGUACCAUCACAUUCUUCUCAAGAAUUUGAUUUGAGUACUUUAAAGUUUGAUCCCGGUGAAAGAACUCCAAUAUUGAAUUAUCAUCCAAAUCAUCGUGAUGUUAUUAGAAGGGCAUACCUUGUGAAUGGUCCUUGUCAACCUCGCUUGGAGGUGCAUGAGUACCCUCAAACAAAUAUUUCUGGAGCAAUACGUCGUUUUAAUCAUGAAUGGUUUGAUGAUGUAUAUCAUGAUUGGUUGGAGUACAGUGUUAGUAAAGAUGCAACCUAUUGUUUGUAUUGCUAUCUAUUUAAAGAUCAUAAUAUUAAUCAAGGUGGAGGUGAAGUAUUUUUAUGUACAUGGUUUAAGAAUUGGAAUAAAAAGAGUGGUCUUAACAAGCAUAUUGGUCUGCAGAAUAGCCCACAUAAUCGAUCAAAAAAGAAAUGUCAGAAUUUACUACGGCAACAACAAUCGAUUCAAUCUGCAUUUGAGAGACAAUCUAAUCAAAUUAAACAUGGAUAUUAUAUCCGCUUAAGUGUUUCGGUUGAUGUAGUAAGACUUCUCAUAACUCAAGGACUUGCAUUUCGAGGUCAUGAUGAAUCUAAAUCAUCACUUAGUAGGGGUAAUUUUCUUCAGAUUAUCUCAUGGUAUGCAGAAAGAUGUGAUAAAAUUCGUGAUUAUGUAUUUGAACAUGCCUCUCAAAAUGAUCAAAUGACUUCUCCAAUAAUUCAAAAAGAUAUUGUGACUACAUGCAAGAUAGAAACAGUUAAAGCUAUUCUCGAGGAACUAAAUGGUGACUACUUUGCCUUACUAAUUGAUGAAUCUUUUGAUAUUUCACGCAAGGAGCAAAUGGCUAUUGUAUUACGAUAUGUUGAUAGAAUGGGAUUCGUGAUGGUGCGACUUAUUGACAUUAUUCAUAUUCAAGAUACUAGUGCAUUAUCCUUGAAAGAGACAAUUAUUAAUUUACUUGCUCAACAUUCUUUGAGUCCAUCACGUGUGCGUGGAGAAUGUUACGAUGAGGCAAGCAAUAUGCAAGGUGAGCGUAUGGAUGAUUUACGAGAUUCUCAAAAAGCAACAAUUCAAGAUGCAUUAGAUAUGGGUGAAUUGACAACCGAUAGGGGCUUGAAUCAACAACUUGGUCUUUCAAGAGCUUGUGAUACUCGUUGGGGAUCUCAUUAUAAAUCCUUUAACAAUUUUAUUCUUAUGUUUGGCUCUAUUGUUGAAGUUCUUGAAUCACUUGCUCUUGAUGCACGAAGUAUGGAUAAAAGAGCCAAGGCAAUGGGACAUCUUGAAUCUUGUCAAACAUUUGAGGUUGCGUUCAUGUUGCAUUUGAUGAGAGAUGUAUUAGCAAUCACAAAUGAACUCAAUAAAUGCUUACAAAGAAAGGAACAAGAUGUUGCAAAUGCCAUGCUACUUGUUGAAGUAGCAAAGAAAAGGUUCUCUUUAAAAUCACGGCGAAGACUUGCUCACUAUAUAGUCUUAUAUCAUUACCGUGUUGAAGUGUUUUGCAAUAUUAUUGAUUGGCAACUUCAAGAGCUUAAUGAUCGUUUUAACGAGGAAUCUACUGAUUUGCUCCAUGGAAUUGCUUGUUUGAAUCCAAUUAACUCGUUUUCAAGUUUUGACAGCAAAAAAAUAAUGAAGAUGGCUGAAUUAUAUCCAGAUGAUUUUGAUGAAUUUAAUAUGGAUACUCUUGACACUACAAGAAAAUUAGCUAUUAGCGAAGAGAAAUUCGAUCCCUAA